Molecule: messenger RNA, 2473 nt
Organism: Saccoglossus kowalevskii
Lineage: Eukaryota; Metazoa; Hemichordata; Enteropneusta; Harrimaniidae
Biological process (GO): transmembrane transport
Cellular component (GO): plasma membrane
Molecular function (GO): ATP binding; ABC-type transporter activity; ATP hydrolysis activity
Source: RefSeq, a predicted model, not a curated record
AUAACUCUGCGUGGUAAAAUGUACCCACCGUCGCAAAAUAUCACCCUCUUACGGCAACUUGCUUGAGAAGGAGUGUGACACAAAGUUAUUUUCAAAAUAAAUGAGCAUCAAGAGACUGUAUACAAGUCUACUGAGAAGCUUAUUUUCCGGUGCUCGUCGAUAGUCUGAUUUUUGACCUACAACAUACGAUGUUGCAAUCACCAUGCGUCAUUUUAUAGGUCAUCGAUCAUUACCCACAGGCUCGCGGAGCUAUUGCAACACUACGUGAAAUCGUUGCCGAGUGAGUUAUACAGCCAGGUCCGACCACCAGAGCUAAAAUUGGACUCCAUUGUGUAGCUUGCAAGCUUUAAUUCCAAUAUGGUGAUCAUAGACCCCAAUGAAUUAUCCCCAUUAUCCGGCUGCGACGUUGUUUUUAGGAAUAUUUCUGUCAAUAUCAAGGAUAAACCAAUUCUUCAGAAUGUGAGUGGAGUUGCUAAAGCAGGUGAAGUGUUGGCCAUCAUGGGACCUUCAGGUUCUGGUAAAACAACUUUAUUGAAUACUAUAGCAGGCCGACAAAACGACCUGGAAUCUGGAACAAUCAUGCUAAAUAAUCAGAAGUUGACCAAAAGACUUCGAAGACGAGUCAGUUAUGUUCUUCAAGAGGAUAUAUUUUUUGAUAAUAUUACAUUAAUUGACACCUUAAAGUCUUUUCUGAAACACAACCAGCAUGACACAUUCCAGUCUUUCCUGAAACACAACCAGCAUGACACAUUCCAGUCUUUCCUGAAACACAACCAGCAUGACACAUUCCAGUCUUUCUUGAAACACAACCAGCAUGGCACAUUCCAGUCUUUUCUGAAACACAACAACCAUGACACAUUCCAGUCUUUUCUGAAACACAACAACCAUGACACAUUCCAGUCUUUCCUGAAACACAACAACCAUGACACAGAUGGAUUGAUUGGAAAUGCAGAAAAUAAAGGACUAUCCGGUGGGGAGAAAAAGCGAGCAAACAUUGCCUGUGAGUUGCUGACUGAUCCAGUUGUUCUGCUGUUAGAUGAACCAACUACUGGACUUGAUUCAAGCAUUGCGUACAGUUUAAUUUGGUCUCUCAAGCAGUAUACUGCUUAUUUUGGUCAUGUAAAGAAUAUAAUGGACUAUUUUAGCCGUAUUGGUUUGACAUGUGUAGAACAUUAUAAUCCAGCAGAUUUUGUUAUGGAAAAGCUUAAAGGCACAGAAGAUGAAAUCCGCUGUAUCAAGGAAGAAGGGAAAAAAGCUUCAUGGGAUUUACUGGAAGAUAUUAAACAAACAAACCCGUUGACAGAUUCAUUAUCUCAAGGCAAAAACAUUGACUCCAUAAAUAUUGAUAUUAUUCCUGAUGAAGAAGUUCUUGAUUCCAAGAAAAAAAAAUGGCCUACAAACUUUCUUGAACAGUACAGGAUUCUGACUGUGAGGUGUUUCAAACAAGCUAAGAGUACAAUACUGACUAAAUCUAAUUACAUAGAAUGUAUAAUGGUAUCUAUUAUGUUUUCACUAAUAUGGUGGCAGUUGGGCUUUGAAGAGGAGGAUAUAAUAAGUAGAAUGGGACUGUUCGUAUUUUAUCUUGUGUAUUGGUGUUUUGCAAUAGCAUUGAUUGCAGUAAUAGUUUUUCCGUCGGAGAAAAUAGUGAUGUUCAAGGAACGUUCAGCUGGCAUGUAUCGGUUAUCAGCUUUUUACCUUUCUAAGAACACAAGUGAACUGCCAUUGCUGAUUAUACUACCAAUCAUUUCAACUCUGAUUGUUUAUUGGAGCACUGGUCUCAACCAAUCCGCUUCAGCGUUCUUUUCCUUUAUGGCACUGUUGCUUCUAACUGUGUUUGCUGGCCAGGCACUUGGCCAAGCAAUAAGUAUAGCAUGGUUAGAUUUUGAGAAAUCGUUAUCCACUACUGCUAUAAUAAUCCUAUUCUCUUUGAUGCUGAGUGGUUUCUAUAUUGAUGAUUUUCCAGUCUGGCUUGAGUGGACAAAAUACACGUCUUUCCUCUAUUAUUCCUACAAUGCAUUGCUGAUAAUUGAGUUUACCGACAAUGGACCAUUCAGGUGCACCCUUGAUUAUUCUAUUUAUGAAGAAUGUCAAAAUAACAGUACAUAUAUUUCAUCAUCAUCUAUUCUACAAGAAGCGAAUGUUCAUCUUCCUCUCUGGCUGAACUAUCUAUUUCUUGUUGUCUAUAUGUUAACAUUCAAGAUUUUGGGAUACGUUAUCCUCAGAUUUUGGAGAAAACCAACGUUUUAGUUAUUUGUUUACUGACUCGCCACAUAUUACAAAAACAAAAUGUUUACAUUUUGCGAGUACAUUAUUUUAUUUUUCUCAUUGUAAAACAUUGUGACUGAGAAAUGGAGAAUUUAUAAACAAUUUUUUAUUUUUCCUCAAGAAAGUAUUGUUUACCUGGUUGUUUUUUGAGUGUCUUUGUUUAUUUAUAGAGUGAGUACUGCAAAUAAAUGUCUAGUUACACAUGCAA